Molecule: messenger RNA, 1101 nt
Organism: Fusarium odoratissimum NRRL 54006
Lineage: Eukaryota; Fungi; Ascomycota; Sordariomycetes; Hypocreales; Nectriaceae
Exons: 1
Coding region: 1-1101 (366 amino acids)
Cellular component (GO): cytoplasm
Molecular function (GO): oxidoreductase activity
Source: RefSeq, a predicted model, not a curated record
AUGAACGCUCAAUCUGCUCCAGUCAUCGUCAUAGGCGGCGGCAUUGUUGGUGCCUCAAUUACCUGGCAUUUGGCCAAGGAAAAGAAGGAAGUCAUUCUUAUUGCAGAGACAGUCGGCGGCGUCGCGACCCCCAAGUCAUUUUGCUGGCUCAACGCGGCUGGUACAACGGAAAAAUUCUACUAUGAUUUCCGACGUCGCUCUAUGGCACGCUGGGUUGAAAUGGGCAAAGAGCUACCGGAUCUCCCGAUCCAGUGGGGUGGUGUCUUGGCUUGCGACAGAACUCCUGAAGAGCGCGAAGAAUUCUACGAACGUCAGCGUCUCUGGGGCACAAACAUUACGCGUCUGGAACAAACUGACCUUGCUGGACUUGAGUCGCAAGUCUAUGAGGCCCAAUUCUCCUUGGUGAAAUGGGGCCUUCAUGUUCCUGAAGAGGGAACUAUCGAAGCAUACGCCGCUGCAGCGAAGCUCAUUGCUCACGCCCAAUCUCUCGGCACUAAGGUGCUCAAAGAGAGUGUUACUGGAUUUCUGAAGAACGACAAAGGGCGAGUCUCAGGCGUAGUAACGGGCUCUGGGCACGUGAGUGGCAGCCACGUCAUUCUGGCUGCUGGUCUUGGAAGUGUUCCAUUGUUGGCAACAGAGAACAUCAAGCUUCCUUUGACUGGUCGCGAGGGUCUCCUUGCUAACACCGCACCGACUAAAAAGCGAUACCUGAAUACCUUGCUCCGCUUGCCAGGCUUGCAUAUGCGCCAGGCCCUCGAUGGGCGCAUUGUUUUCGGCGCGUCCUUCGCUGGCGGACAGCCCGGCGAUGACCCGCAAGCAACAGCAGAGGAUCUUUUCAACCAGGUACAAAAGACAUUCAAGGAUGGAAACAAGCUUGAGUUUGGUCAUUAUACUGUAGGUGUACGACCUGACCCGGAGGAUGGCUAUCCCAUUCUCGGUUCCACGGGCUUGGAAGGGCUUGACCUGGCUGUGAUGCACUCUGGCGUGACGAAUGCUGCGCUGGUUGGCGAGCUCCUAGCCAAGAAGAUUCUCUACGGCAUCGAAGAUCAAAUGCUCAAGGACUAUCGUAUAGAUCGGUUUAAGAGUUAUGCAAAACUCUAA